AUGGCGUUCCUGGCCGCGCUGAGCGCGGAGAAGGCGAAGCUGAAGAAGACGACGCCGCAAGAACCGACGCGGGCGCCGACGGGCGCGUACCCGGUCAUCGGCAUGGCGAGCAUCAUGGCCGAGAAGGCCCACGGCACGACGGCGGCGCCGGUCCAGACGCCGCUGCGCUGGGGCGUCGACGGCGCCGUCGCCGACCGGAUCUGCUCGUUCAACCGCCACGGCGCGGAGCGCAAGGGCUGCUGGGCCGAGACCGCGUUCCUCGCCGCGGGCGCGCGCGACGAGACCUUCUACGACAGCGUCACGGGGAAGCCGCUCUUCGUCGCGCCCCGGGGCCGGUCCUGGGACGCGUUCCUCUCCGCCGGCGCGCGCGACGAGACCUUCUACGACAGCGUCACGGGGAAGCCGCUCUUCGUCGCGCCCCGGGGCCGGUCCUGGGACGCGUUCGUGCGCGAGAGCGCGGACCACGGCUGGCCGAGCUUCCGCGACGACGAGGUCGACGGCACGCACCUCGGCCACAACCUCCCGGACGCGUCGGGCAAUCGCUACUGCGUCAACCUCGCCUCCGUCAGCAGCGACGCCAGCAGCAGCGACGCCCUGGCGCGCUGCGCGGCGUUCCAGCGCGAGGCGGCGAUCGAGGGCGCGGCGGCGGCCAUCGAGGACGGCGCCGGCGCGUCCGGCGCCGCCCACGACCUCUUCGUGGAGCGCUUCGUCGCCUUCGCCGUGCUCCAGGAGCGGCACCGCGCGGGCCGGCUGCUCGCCGGCGACGACGCCGCCGCCGCCGCGGCGCCCGCCGCCGCCGCGCCGCGGGCCGAGGCGCUGUACCGGUCGAUGCCGCCGGACCGCUUCGAGGCGCCCCUCGAGACGCGACGACGCGGGCGCAGCUACCGCGUCGUGCGCACCGACGCGCCCGCGCUCGCGCCGGCCGCCGCGCGGGACCUCGCGCGGCGCUGCGCCGUCGGCAUGGUCGGCGCGUUCUCCGACGGCGGGUCCACGGUGCUCGGCUGCCUGGAGCCGUCGGCGCUCGAGGCGCGCGUCGGCGCCGACGCCGCCGCGACGAUCGAGCGCGCCGUCCGCGACCUGCGCGCGCUCGUCGGCGCGGCGGCCGGGAUCGACGCGCGGCGGCUCCGGCUCUCGGGCGCGUUCGUCGCGCGCCUGAGGCCGCCGGCCCCCGCGAGACGUCGCCGCGCGUUCGAGGCCCCGAAGCCCAAGCCCUACUGGAACGUGCACGUCGACGAGUUCAACGUCGAAUCCUACGAGCACACGGCGCUGCUCUACCUGAGCGACGACUUCGAGGGCGGGCGCUUCGCCAUGUACGACGGCGACGGCGGCGACCGCGUCCACGCGCCCAGGGCCGGCGACGUGCUCGCGUUCUCGGGCGACGCGUCGAACCUCCACCGCGUCGAGCGCGUCGCGUCGGGCUGCCGCUUCGCGCUGACGGCGCUGUUCCGCGAGGGCGACCCGGGGCCCGUCUUCGCGGGCGGCGCGAAACGGUCCGGCUCGCUCCGGAGCUGGGACGACGCGCUGCGGUCCGCGGCGGAGGUGUCGCUCGCGGCGCAGGACCCGCGGCGCUCCGCGCUCCUCGACGACGCCGACGCGUCGCCGCUCGCGUCGCGGCUCGCGGGGCCGGACGUCCGGCUCGACGUCUCGGACGCGCGCGUGCGCUACGACGGCCCGGCGCCGGCGGCGGCCGGGCCGGCGGACGCGACGCUCGCGGCGCUCGCGGCCGCCGUGCUCCGCGCGCGCGGCGGCGUCGCCGGGCGCGGCGGCGCGGGCGGCGGCGACGGCGGCGCGUGGGCCGCGUCCCGGGGCGGCGCGCGCCGCGCCGUGGGCUUGAGGAUCGUGUGGCCCGUGCCGGCGCUCGCGGACUUGAUGUCGGACGUGAAGCGGAGCGUCGCGGCGUCCGCGCCGGAGCGGUGGAGCGCGGCGGCGACGGGGUCCGCGGCCUUGGGCCGCGGCCCGUCGCGGUCCGGCCCGCCCUCGAGGAGCGACGGCAUGGCGAGCUGGGCCGCCGCGCCCGGGGAGUCGCGCGGCGAGCCCGCGGAGCCCGAGUCGAAGGACGGCGGCGGGCGGCUCCGGGGCCGCGGCGCCGCGGCGCCGCCGCCGCGGCCCCGCGGCGCGUGCUUCCCCUGCCGCGUCCGGCUCGGCGGCGUCUCGAACCGGGGCGCGCGCGGCGCGCCGGCGCCCCGGGGCGUCGCGUCCGGCGCCGGCGGCGACCCCAGCGCCGACGACGGCGACGCGCCGCCGCGCCCGAGCCUCGACGCGCUCGGCGAGCGCCUCCGCGCGCGCCGCGCGGCCAACGACUUCCUCGAGGUCGCGAAGAACGACGGCAUCGUGAGCGAGGAGGAGGUCGCCGCGAAGCGCGAAGCGGCGCAGGAGGAGGAGGUCGCUCCCAAGGAGUACGACCCGGACGCGAGCCGGUUCGGGAACUGCGCGCCCCGGACGCGCGUCGGUCCUCCCAUGGGCCCGCCGCCGCUGGCGCGGUCCAACACGCGGUCCAUCCUCCGGUCCGCGCGCGAGGAGUCGGAGUCCAACGUCUUCGACGACGUGAAACGCAAGGCCCGGAGCGCGACGCGCAAAUAUAGAAGCAAGAAGGGCCUCCAGUCGCCCUACCUGUCGACGUCGGCGAGCGCGUCGGCGCUCGCCUACCUGCGCCACGCGGACGCGCUGCGCCACCCCGAGCACGCCGUCGCCCGGCGCGCGCGGCUCCCGGACGGCGGCGGCCCGCGGCCCCUCGACCUCGGCGGCCUCUCGAGCCCGCUGAACCGCGCGGUGUCGCGCAACUCGGCCCUCGCGUCGGCGCAGACCCUGGCGCGCCUCGAGCCGCUCGUGCCCCCGGCCGAGGUCGUCGAGCGGUCCUUCGCCAAGGUGUUAGAACGGAGCGCGCGCGGCCGCGGCCUCGAGCGCUACGACGCCGUCCGCGUCGACGUCGGCGCGGGCUCGCCGCGCAAGUCCGUCGCCGUUGUUGAUGUGCCCCGGUCGCCGAACCGAACACCAUCAAAAACGCCGAAGCUCAACGCGUCGCCGACGAAGGGCGACGGGUCCCGGACGCCGAAGACGCCCAAGCGCGUCGCGAUCGCGACGCCGCCGGGCUCCGAGGAGCGCGACAGGCGCGGCGCGAGCCCGCUCAAGUCGCGCAAGGGCAGCGCCAAGUCCCCGAAGCGGCCGUCGACCACGACGGUGCCCGAGGACGCCGCGCUGCCCGACGGCGCGGACCUCGACGCCGCGAGCCGAAAGGCGACGGGCGGCGUCGAGGACUGGCCCUUCGAGCGCGCCGCGGGCGCCUUCUUCAUGCGCGAGGACGUCGACCCGGAGGACCGGGGCCGGAGCGUGCUGAGCCGCGCGGGGUCCAUCACGCGCGCGGAGCGCCGCGAGCAGCGCGAGGGCAAGCUCCCGCGCAAGCUCCCGAGCCCGCGGGACGUCGCCUACUACGACGGCCGCGUCAUGACCAUCGGCCCGCGCUGCCGGUCCGUCCACGGCUGGCGGAGGGGCCCGCCCGAGCUCUACUACCAGAACUGCAAGGCGCUCGACCUCGUGCCCGAGCCGGGCAUCACGGCCAUGCUCACGGCGCUCGCGACCGCGGACCGGCCGGCCGUGGACGUGUCGAAGCGGAGCGUCGGCGACGGCCUCGCGUCGGCGCUCGCGGGGCCCGCGGCCAAGGCCGACCCGGUCGCCGUGUCGUUCCGCGGCUGCCGGCUCGCCGCGGCCGGCGUCGGUGCGAUCUGCGGCGCGCUCGAGGCGGGCUGCUCGCGGCUCGAGAGCCUGGACCUGAGCGACAACCGGCUCCGGUCGCGCGCGGCGACGGACGCGCUCGCGAAACUCGUCGCGGCCGAGGCGUCGACGCCCGCGGGCACGCUGCUGACGCUGCGGCUGGCCAACUGCGCCCUGAGCUCGCGGGCGGGCGCGGCCCUCAUGGCCGCCUGGAAGGACCGGGACGCGGCCCUGAGGCUCUCCGAGCUCGACCUGUCGCGGAACGCGCUCGGCAACGCCGUCGCGCGCGACCUGGGCGAGGCGCUCGACGGCGGGUCGCUCGUGACGCUGAAGACGCUGCGCCUCGCCUGGACGGGUUUAGGCGGCGAGGGGGCGGCGGCCCUCGCGUCGGGGCUCGGGGGCUCGAACGUGGCGACCUGCGACCUGGGCUGGAACGCGCUCCGCACCGACGACUCGAACGGCGGCGCGCCCGUCGCCGCGCUCUGCGAAAAAACUCUCAAAAACGAGGCGCUGCUGCACCUGGACCUGCGCUACAACCAGCUCGCCGGCGACGACCUUCGGGCCAUCGAGGCGGCCGUCCAGGGCAACGCGGCGCUCGCCCGCGCGCUCGCGGGCCUGCACCUCGAGGGCAACGACUUCCGGACCUUCGACGGCCCGUUCCUCGCGCCGCCGCCGCCGGCCGUCGUCGGCGACGCGCGCGUCUACACGCGCGUCCUGGGCACGAAGCACGUGCCCCAGUCGCCGGACUGGAAUUGCGGCCUCGCCUGCUGGAUCUGCGACCGCUGGCGCGAGACGAAGUUCGUCUGGGCGCCCGGCCGGAGCGACGUCGAGCUCGACGGCGGCGCCAAGGCGCGGGACGCCGCGGCGUCGAAUCGCCUCGCCGUGCAGGUGAGGUGCGCCUUCGACGGCUGGGCGCGGGUGCCCUGCGGCCGCGCGGGCGCCAAGUACGAGUGCUGGCGCCUCGCGCCGCCCGGCGACCGGCAGUACUGCUUCGCGCUCGGCGAUCAGGACUUCCCGCACCAGAACGCGGCCUACGACCAGGACAAGGAGGUCGCCAGUCGCAGCGCGCCGACGGUCAUCGGCCGGCGCCUCGCCGACGAGGGCGACCCGCCGUGCCGCGUCGUGAACCGGCGGCUCGUGCCGCCGCGCGACGACGGCGACGUCGACUUCAAGCCCCUCCAGCGGGCCAAGAAGGUCAAGGCCAAGGAGGUCUGGACCUGGCGCCGGUCCAUGUUCGCGCCCUGCCACGAGGGCGACUGCGGCGACGCGUUCGAGCUCGACUGGGAGCGCGCGAAUCUCGCGCGGCACUGCGGCGGCGACGCGGAGGCGGCCGCGUGCAAGGAGGCGUGCCGCGAGCACUACUCAUGGUUCCGCACCAUGUUCCGCGACUACUGCGCCCAGUCCAAGGCGCUCUUCACGCUGGGCUGGAACGACUUCACGGAGUACGUCGACGACUGCGGCGUCAUGAAGUCCGGCAACCUGCGCAAGGCCCAGGGCAGCACAAGGGUGAUUCAACGCAAGGCCGACAACGACAUGGUCUUCUUCGGCGCGUGCACGACGGGGCCCAAGGGCCCGCUGAACCCGAAGAAGUCGCUGUGCCGCUUCCAAUUUUUGGAAGCCGCGGGCCGCAUCGCGUUCGCGCGGUGGCUCAAGCCGGGCGAGGUCCCCGACGCGGCCGCCGCGAUCGCCAAGCUCGCGGAGCGCAUGUCGUAUUUGGUCAAACCCGACGACGAGCCGGACGCGUUCCACGACCGCGUCUGGCUCGAGGAGGUCGAGGACGGCGCGAAGAAGCAUCUCGAGGGGCUCCGGCGCGCGUUCAAGGCCCACAGCGGCCGCGAGGACCAGCUGUCCAAGGACAAGCGCAUGUGCUUCGCGGAGUGGCUCGAAUUCUGCGAAGCCGUGGACCUCGUCGACGCGGACGCGGGGUUCACGGAGCGCGACGCGAACGUGGCCUUUUUGCGGGCGACGAAGACGGCGACGGACGAGCUCGCGAGCGACGCGUGGCGCCGCCUCGACUUCCCGCGCUUCGUCGAGGCGCUGCUCCGCGUCGGCGACCGCACGGUCGACGACGACGUCGACGAGACGCCGCCGGAGUCGUGCAUCGACCUCUUCGGCCGCGUCGCCGACGCGUUCCCCUCGGCCGCGGAGAAGCGGCGCCGCGCGGCGCUCGCGGCGGAGCGCGAGCGCGCGGAGCAUGAGGAGGCCGCGGCGGCCAGGGCCGACGCGGCCGAGGCGGCCAAGCCGCCGAAGAAGGCGAGCCUCGGCGCCGCGGCCGCGUCCGUCCUCGCCGCGAAGAAGGCCGCGAAGCUCCUGGGCGCCCGCGCGCGGGCGAAGCGCGAGCCGGAGGGCGACGACGCGGCGCCGAAGGAGAGCGCCGCGGCGUCGCUCCUCGCGGCCAUGGGCCGGCGGCCGUCCAAGGGCGGCGGGAGCGGCGCGCCGCGGUCCUCCGUGCCCAUGGCGUCCUAG
This is a messenger RNA of Aureococcus anophagefferens, 6174 nucleotides long. RefSeq lists its product as hypothetical. The transcript has 13 exons. Gene Ontology annotation, molecular function: iron ion binding; protein binding; L-ascorbic acid binding. The record is from RefSeq and is a predicted model, not a curated record. The coding region runs from base 1 to 6174 and encodes 2057 amino acids. NCBI's taxonomy places the organism in Eukaryota, Pelagophyceae, Pelagomonadales, Pelagomonadaceae.